GAAAUGAUCCCAGAUCAGUGUCUGUUUCGGUGUCAUGCCAUCCCCCAUCGCGCUGCUAGGUGCGCGCCAGCCUCGCGAUAGCCUCGCCUACAAGAAUCAGAGCUCCGCUCGCGAACUGGAUGCUGACAGGCGCGCGGUGCGGUCAUCAUGCAAAGGUUACAUUGGAUCCGUUUCAGCGAGUGUCUAAAGAAGCCGCUCCUCCGCAGGACCCGCACGGGUUAUAAAAUGCGAGACGUCUAGCAACACGAAAACGCUUCAACUCACGUUUACUCGCCUGUUAUGUUACAGCAGGUGUCAAACGAUGGACGCAAGUUUGGGAUUUCCGCGAACGGCAGUGUGUACGCUGGCUCCUCUCGGCGGUAAAGUGGCUUCAUGAGUGUCCAAAGUAACAGUGGAAGUGGUGGUGGAAGUUUGGAGGCGACGCCAUCUUGGUCGCAGCUCUCCUCGUCCCCAACGAUUUCUCAACAACAUAUAACGGCGACCGCAAAGAGCAAGGAAGGCCCCAUGGAGGAGCUGCACAGCCUGGACCCCAGGAGACAGGAGCUGCUGGAGGCCAGGUUCACAGGAGCUGUCAGUGGCAACACAGUAGGCAGCACUGGGAGCACCAGUGGAGGUGCUAAGGGUCUGGCCAAUGAGUCCUCUAACCACAGCUAUGGCAGUCUGGGUUCAUCUAGCGACAAGGAGUCAGAGAACUCUGAUUUGAAAAGAGGGAGCUCUCCUGCCUACUCAACCCCAGAGAAGAAGCACUCUGAAUCAUCCAGAGGGAGGAAAAGGAAAGCUGACACCUAUUCAGAGAGUAGUCAAGGGAAGACCACCACACGUGGGCCCAAGAUUAGCGACUACUUUGAUUUCCAGGGUGGAAAUGGUUCCAGUCCAGUCAGAGGCCUCCCAUCAGCUCGCCGCUCUCCACAGAACUCACACUCUGCCCCAGGCUCAAUCAUCCGGCAAAAUAGCUCCUCUCCUACGAGUCUGUGUUUUGGGGAACACAAUCCCAAAGCCUCCUCUAGCAAGUGUGUCCAGACGGACUUAACAGGCCUGAAACUUGCUGCUCUGGAGAGCAACAAGAGUCUUGACUUGGAGAAAAAAGAGGGGCGAAUAGAUGACCUGCUCAGGGCUAACUGUGACCUACGGAGACAGAUAGAUGAACAGCAGAAACUCCUGGAGAAGUACAAAGAGAGGCUCAAUAAGUGCAUCACCAUGAGCAAGAAACUGCUUAUAGAGAAGAGCACCCAGGAGAAGCAGUCAUGUCGUGAGAAGAGCAUGCAGGACCGUCUCCGUCUUGGUCACUUCACCACUGUCAGACACGGGGCGUCCUACACGGAGCAGUGGACCGACGGAUACGCAUUCCAGAACCUGAUCAAGCAGCAGGAGGGCAUCAACCAGCAGCGGGAGGACAUAGAGCGACAGAGGAAGCUGCUGGCCAAGAGGAAGCCUCCAAACCCUGCAUCUCCCUCCCUCUCAGUGGCCUCCACGUCUGAACCCAAGCAGCGCAAAACCAAGGUGGUCAACGGCAACGACUCUGACCCCUUCCUCAAGCCCUCCUUGCCCCAACUACUGACCCUCGCUGAGUACCACGAGCAGGAAGAGAUCUUCAAGCUUCGCCUCGGACAUCUGAAGAAGGAGGAAGCGGAGAUCCAAGCAGAGCUGGAGCGGUUGGAGCGAGUGAGGAACCUCCAUAUCAGAGAGCUGAAGAGGAUAAACAACGAGGACAGCUCAGCGUUUAAAGACCACCCUACCCUGAAUGAGAGGUAUCUGCUGCUGCACUUGCUGGGCAGGGGCGGCUUCAGUGAAGUCUAUAAGGCUUUUGACCUGUUUGAGCAGCGCUACGCAGCUGUUAAAAUCCACCAGCUCAACAAGAACUGGAGAGAGGAGAAAAAGGAGAACUACCACAAGCAUGCAUGCAGGGAGUACCGGAUACACAAGCAGCUGGACCAUCCCAGAAUAGUCAAACUGUAUGACUAUUUCUCCCUGGACACUGACACGUUCUGCACUGUCCUGGAGUUCUGUGAAGGCAACGACCUGGACUUCUACCUGAAGCAAAACAAGCUGAUGUCAGAGAAGGAGGCGCGCUCCAUUGUCAUGCAGAUUGUCAGCGCCCUGCGCUACCUCAAUGAAAUCAAACCCCCCAUCAUCCACUACGACCUCAAACCUGGUAACAUCUUAUUGGUGGAUGGUACUGCGUGUGGAGAAAUCAAAAUCACAGACUUUGGCCUGUCUAAGAUUAUGGAUGAUGACAACUACGGCGUGGAUGGGAUGGACCUCACAUCACAGGGAGCAGGCACCUACUGGUACCUUCCUCCAGAGUGUUUUGUGGUGGGGAAGGAGCCCCCGAAAAUCUCCAACAAGGUGGACGUCUGGUCUGUGGGAGUGAUUUUCUUCCAGUGCCUCUACGGCCGCAAGCCGUUUGGUCACAACCAGUCACAGCAGGAUAUUCUCCAGGAAAACACCAUCCUCAAAGCCACAGAGGUCCAGUUCCCUGCUAAACCACAGGCUAGCACAGAGGCCAAGGCGUUUAUCCGGCGCUGUCUGGCCUACCGCAAGGAGGACCGGUUCGAUGUUCACCAACUGUGCUCGGACUCCUACCUCCUCCCUCACAUGAGACGUUCAAACUCCUCCGGGUCCCUGCAGCCCUCCGCCUCAUCUCUGCCUACCUACUGACUGGCUCUCUCACAUGACUGACAGGACCCUCUGACCAAUCUCAAGGCAGGAUUGUUGGAACUGGAGGAUAAUGGAUGUGGAUCUCUUUUUUUUUUUUUUUGUCUACUAGAGCUGUUCCCAAAUGGAUACGUUGGCACCAGAGGAGAAUUAAAUUGGGAAAGAUGAGAUGGAAAAAGGGUGAAUACGUGAAAGGGGGAUACUCCCUUUGCAUAUGUUGUACAGAGAUGUGCCCUUGAACUCAGCUGUGUGAGAUACGGGAAAUGAACAAAAUUCGAAAACAGAGAGAGAGAGAGGGCCAAUUGUUUGGAGCAAGAAAUGAAAAUGAUGAAGCUCGUGCAUUUCUUUAUGGACUUUAUUAAAUAACCCCUUCAGCAGCUAUAGGAGCUGCUAGAUGCCCUAUCUAAGCCCACCUCUUUAACUCUCCACCAUAAUACACCUCACAAGAUGGCUUAGAUGUUGUUCGACAUAAAGCCACAGUUGUAGUUGUUCUCUUGUUAUGUGAGGGUGGCGUUGACCAGCGGGAAGCAGCAGAAAGGGGAGUGUCUGUACGUCAGAUUUGGAGCACCUGUUCAAGUCAACUCUGCAGUCCAUUUUUAUGAGGCACAAAACGAUGGUUACAUUUCAUUAAUUUGCCCUCGUAGUCCCUCUGCACUCGACAGGGGUUCACUUAAAAGUGAUGUUGUAACCUUGAUGGGACUCGACUAAAAAAAGAAAAAUGUUCCAGAUGAAAUUUCUGGGGUCAGUUUGCACUUGCAGUCCAGAUUGUGGUGGUCUGGUCUCACACAUUUGGCAUGAAGUACUACAGCGUGGGCUAGUUCUGGACUCCUCAGUAGCCAAGUCCUCUGCACACAUUUUUUUUUUUGUUUUGUUGCAAAGCAAUUCAGAUCUACUGCCGGCCAGGAAGUGGAUCUGUGAAUCUGUCUUAAUCCAUUGUUGUUCAGAUAAGAGUCCAAAACAGCAGAGUAUUACAGCACCGUGUUGUCAUAGACGUCCUCAUCAAGCUGCCUGAAGAGAGUUGGACUGAACUGAGGGACUGGAUCAGCUGUUGCUGUUACUGUACUGCAAAGACUCGGGACACAGAGUUUAGUGUACAUUUCAUGUGCAGGAGACAUUACUCACUAGCAAAUACAUAAUAAUGAGGCUUAUCCUUGCUUCCCAGUGUCUCACUUUGCUCCGUUUAUUUGUGUUUCCUCCUGAAAGCUGUUCUCAGUUUGCUGCUAUAAAUGUUGCUUUUAGUUUGUAACGUGUGAAUGGUUUCCGCCUGGCAUAUGUGCAUACUUGAACUGCGUUAAGAGGAACACCCUCCAGAGCCCCUUUACCGAAACGUACACCCGCUGUGCUGCUCGGGGAGGGGGCUCGGGAUGCAGCACGUUCCUCUGCCACCAACAUCAAUGUCCACACGGGUUUUUGUUUACUUUCAUGUACAAGUCCAACAGAUCUUAUAUGGAGCAAAGUCCCGGUAGGCUGUGUAGAGAGGAAUGUUCAUGCCGGUAGAAGUGGGCACGCUCCAGGUUGGCUGUGUUGCAGCAUGAUUUCCUGCAGCUAGAAAUCAAGUGGAUAUAUCCGAUUGUUGUCGUCCUGUAAAUAAAAAAAACACUUACCUGUACGUUGUUGUGACAUUUUAAACCCUCUCAAACGCAGGCAACCUGGACUCUGCCCAAAGCACGGCCGCGGCAACAAAGAGAAGUCUUCCUGGGCCAGAAGUCACGUAAAAGACAAGUGGGAGCAGUUAACAGGAAGUUGUGGGCGUCUCCUCUUCUCUCCUGAUUUAAAAAUCAGCUUUAGUUGAUUUUCGGUGUGCGAGCCAUAAGAUGAACAAAAAAAAAACCAAAAAAAAAACCCUCCCUUGUAGUUUCAGGAA
Molecule: messenger RNA, 4519 nt
Organism: Chelmon rostratus (copperband butterflyfish)
Lineage: Eukaryota; Metazoa; Chordata; Actinopteri; Chaetodontiformes; Chaetodontidae
Product: serine/threonine-protein kinase tousled-like 1-B
Exons: 22
Coding region: 373-2658 (761 amino acids)
Biological process (GO): intracellular signal transduction; peptidyl-serine phosphorylation; chromosome segregation
Cellular component (GO): nucleus
Molecular function (GO): protein serine/threonine kinase activity; ATP binding
Source: RefSeq, a predicted model, not a curated record